This is a messenger RNA of Daucus carota subsp. sativus, 1231 nucleotides long. RefSeq names its product phenylcoumaran benzylic ether reductase Pyrc5. The transcript is spliced from 5 exons. Lineage: Eukaryota; Viridiplantae; Streptophyta; Magnoliopsida; Apiales; Apiaceae. Gene Ontology annotation, molecular function: oxidoreductase activity. The record is from RefSeq and is a predicted model, not a curated record. Bases 68 to 994 code for a protein of 308 amino acids.
UAGUUUCAUCACACUCUGUCACUAGUCCCCUUACACACAAACACACACUAAAUUUCAUCUGGAAAAAAUGGCGGACAAGAGCAAGAUUUUGUUCGUCGGGGGCACGGGAUACAUCGGAAAAUUCAUGGUCGAGGCUAGUGCAAAGUCCGGUCAUCCUACGUUCGUGCUCGUUAGAGAAGCUACUCUUUCCAAUGCUUCCAAAUCAGAGCUCAUUGACAGCUUCAGGAGCUUGGGCGUUACAUUUCUUUAUGGAGAUUUGUAUGAUCACGAGAGCCUGGUGGAGGCGAUAAAGCAGGUGGAUGUGGUGAUCUCGACUUUAGGUCACUGGUUGUUACCUGAUCAGGGUAAGCUUCUUGCUGCGAUAAAAGAAGCUGGUAACGUCAAGAGAUUCUUUCCUUCUGAGUUUGGACAAGACGUGGAUCGAGUCAGUGCUGUUGAGCCAGCAAAGGAAAUGUUUGCUAGCAAGGCACAAUUCCGCAGAGAAAUUGAGGCUUCAGGAGUUCCAUACACUUACGUUGCAGCCAACUUUUUUGCAGGAUAUUUUCUCCCCACUUUAUCCCAGCCAGGUGCCACAGCUCCUCCAAGAGAUAAAGCCAUUAUAUUAGGGGAUGGCAAUCAGAAAGUGGUAAUUAACAAGGAAGAAGACAUUGGAACCUACACUAUAAAAGCUGUAGAUGAUCCGCGAACCUUGAACAAAGUUCUCUAUCUCAGACCUCCUAACAACACUCUUUCUUUCAACGAGCUCGUGUCUUUAUGGGAGAAAAAGAUCGGGAAAACUCUAGAAAAGGACUAUAUUCCGGAGAAAGAAGUUCUGAAGAACAUACAUGAAAGUCCUUUUCCGACGAAUGUGAUUAUUGCUCUGAGCCAUUCUGCUUUCGUUAAGGGAGAUCAGACCAACUUUGAGAUCGAACCAUCAUUUGGCGUGGAGGCUUCAGCACUUUAUCCUGAUGUCAAAUACACAAGUGUGGAUGAGUCUCUGGACCAAUUUGUCUAGAACAAGCGUAGUUCGGAUUUUCUUAGAAAUAAAAGAUGAGAUAUUCAUAUUCUAAUGGGUCGUCUGCUUAUUAUGUCACAGAGAAAUUUUUGACUUAUCGUUUAAAUUAUGUGUAACAGAUUUCAGAAGAGAUGUGAUCAUGUAUUGUUGUCAUUGGUCUCAUGUUCCCCCAGUGCUUUUUACAUCUUCAAAAUGAACAUCAUAAAUAUGGAUCAUUGCGUAGUUUACUGUUAAAUA